Molecule: messenger RNA, 699 nt
Organism: Chrysoperla carnea
Lineage: Eukaryota; Metazoa; Arthropoda; Insecta; Neuroptera; Chrysopidae
Exons: 2
Coding region: 118-699 (193 amino acids)
Source: RefSeq, a predicted model, not a curated record
UUAGUAUAACAAUUUUGAACUUGUUAUGUGUUGAUUAGUACUAGAAACGCAUAGCCAAAAAAAAAAUUUAUUUUUGUCAUUUAUGAUAACAGCAGUUUUAUCAAGUGUUCCGCCAUAAUGUUUAGUUUUCAAAUUUUUUCUAAAUUAAUUUUAGUAACAUUGUUAUUAGACAUAUCAAUUCAGGCGGAUGAUAUUAAACCAUUAACAUCAACCGAGUAUGACACAACAACAACAAUUGAUCUUACAACGCCGCAACCAGGAACAGUAUCUGGUCGACGAAUGGAACCAAUGUCGGCAAUGUCAACAAUUCAAAAACGGCAUUAUUUCUUUGGAGCCCCAACGACAAUCCAACCAAACUUUAAUAAUGUUUUUCAAGUGUUUCACAAUCAGUUGAAACAGUUGACAGUUACAAACUUGGAUGCAUUUAAACUUUUAAUGAAAGAUCUUCUACAAUUGUUUUUUGUCUUUAAGACACCAAUGACAGUGAAACUUGCUUAUAUUUACCAGGAUCUAACAUACAUGAUUGCCGUAGUUUUCUAUUCAUUCAGAUAUUUAUUAGAUUUGUAUCUAUUUUGUUUGAAAUUUAAAGGAAUAAUUAAGGGUCAUGUAAUGUUCGCAUUGGUAUUAGUUAAAUUUAUACCAUCCUUAAUAUCAACAAUGAUUCGAAGUUCGUUAGGUAUGCGUAUAACGAUAGGUUGA